Messenger RNA from Lymnaea stagnalis (great pond snail), 18562 nucleotides. NCBI's taxonomy places the organism in Eukaryota, Metazoa, Mollusca, Gastropoda, Lymnaeidae. The record is from the annotation of a GenBank genome assembly.
AUGGCGAGCUCCAUUAUUGAACCUUUUCCAGUUGAGGGAAUACUGCCUAAAAAAGAAACUGGAGCUACUUCGUUUUUAACGAAAUAUCCAGAUUAUGAUGGCCGUGGCAUUAUUAUUGCAGUUUUGGAUACUGGUGUUGAUCCCGCUGCUCCUGGACUACAGGUUUUAUUAUUAUAUCAUUUAUUUUAUACACAACCUAUUAACGAUAACAACAAUUGAAUUGAAUUAGUUCAGAAUUAGGCUUAGCCUGUCUUUGGCCAACUCACCUUGUAUUUAUAGUUUGAAUUUAAAGACCCUGUUAUUCACAUUCUUGGUAAAUGUGAGUUAGUUGAGUUAGCGGCAAUGGAUCCAUCCAUUCCUGGGGAACUACAGCCCAUGUAGGAUCUUGGCCUGCCUCACCACUUCCUUCCACAAAGACCUAAUUAACUUAACUUAUGUUUUUCUUUUCCAUGCUUGGAUUUCCAACUGCUGUAGAUUCCCUCCACAUCAUCCAUCCAUCAAAGCCUAGGUCGACCUUUGACACCCUCUUCACUCCUCUGAAUAUUCACCCUGAACCUUGAUUUAGCUUUUUGAGUUGUUUAAUGUCAUAUGUAUCAGUAUCAGUAUUGUCAGUUUGUUGGGUACCCAAACUCCUGCAGAUUCUCUUUUAGAUAUUUUCUUUUGAUGCUGUCAUAGGCCAUUUUAUAGUCCACAAAGAGUUGAUGUACUGGGAUGUUAUAUUCAUAACAUUUCUCUAUAGGCAUCUGAUGGUGAACAUCUUAUCAGUCAUUGAUCUGUUUUGUCUGAAUCCAAAUUGGUAGUCACCUAGUAUUUGUUUAAUGUAUUUAUUUUUGUCAAUAUUUUGUAUGUAACAUUUAAUAGGGAAAUUGCUCUGUAGUUUGUACAUUGAAGUUUUGAACCUUUCUUGUGUAUUGGGGUUAUUAGUGCUCUUUACCAUUCUGUUGGAAUAUUCUCUUCUUGCCAAAUUUUAGCUAUAAGUUUAUGUGUCUGAGUGUGUAGUUAUCUUUCUCCCAUAUUCAAUAAGUUCUGCUGUAAUGAGGUCUUGGCCAGGGGCUUUCUGGUUUUUCAUGGAAUUGAUUACUUCUUUAGUGUCUCCAAAGUUGGGGAGUUUAUUAAAAGGGUGGUGGUUCAUAAUCUUCAUCAUAAAACAAUGUAUAGGCAAAGAAAAAUUUCAGACCAUACAUUACAAUGUAUGCAUUACUUAAUUACGUUUUCCCAUAUUUUAUUACUUGAAAAUAAUUAAUUUUAGAUUUUCUGUUUUAGCAAUAUUUAUCCUAUAAAAUUAACCCUCUCUAUUUUUAAUACACAAUCAAAUCAAGGUAAAAAUUAAUUAGCUACAGCAUAAAAUAAAAAAAUUAAUAAUAUAUAAUCAAUAAAUAAUAACUUGUAUCAAGCAUAAAAAUAUAUUAAAUAGAUGAUUAUUUGAAAUAUUUAUUUUUAUUUGAAGAAAAAAAAGCAAUGUAUUUUAAAAUUUAAUCCUAUCGUAAAUUGAAAAUAUUUCAAAUCUGUGAAGUGACUACAGUCUUCACACGUAUUUAAAUGUAGAAAACUUACAGAAUCUUACUGUUAACUAAAUAUAAUGUGGCAUUCAGAAUUGAAGCACUUACAAUCCUCUCACCCUUCAAUAAAAAUAUUCUGAUUUUAAUUUCUUUUGUUUUCCUGUUAUCAGUAUGAAUUCUAAGAUUUUCCUUUUACUACCGGUAUAUCAGAUUUUAAAAAUAAAAAAAACAAAAAAACAUGUUUCUCUCUUUCUCUACACAAAUGAUUUCCACUAUUUAACUAAUUUAAAUUAUUUUUUUUACAGGUCACAUCUGAUUCCAAACCUAAAAUCAUUGAUUUAGUUGACUGUACUGGAGCUGGAGAUGUGGACACAUCUGCUAUUGUCACGGCUGCUGAUGGUAUCAUUACAGGCUUGACAGGACGAACACUAAAUGUAUGGGUUAUUAUAAGUGAAUGUUUGGGUCAUUAUGAGUAGUGCUUUAUUUCAUUUAUUUUGGUUAUCCCUCUAACUGCCUCCAUCAUAUUAAAAUAUAUUUUGUAAUUGUUAAGGAUAUAUAUUUUUUUCAAUACUCUCUUCCUUAGAUUCCAAAAUCAUGGAACGUUCCUGAUGGAAAGUUUCAUAUUGGUGUCAAGGUGGCAUAUGAUUUAUACCCCAAACCCUUAAAAGAGAGAGUAACAACAGAAAAAAGAGAUAAGUUAUGGAGUCCACAACAAAGGGCGGCAUUGACCUCAGCUUUACGGGAACUUGAGAAGUUUGAUAAAGCUCACCCCAGCUGCACAUCUUUGGUGAGUGAAAAUAACUUUUUAACCUGUUUUAUAACCUGUUAUUUAAAUAAGAAAAUACUGCCUUAUUACUCACAAGGAAGUAAUUGUUUUCAUCUGUGAACAUUAAAGAUAUUUUAUCUUUGAAUGGGGUAUUCAAUGCAGUCAAAAAUACAGUGAGCUCAUUACAUAACAUGUUUGGCCCAUUAAAGUUUUAUAGUGACAGUGGUUUCAUUUUUAAUUUGUACAGGGGAAUCUUCUUUGUUAACUGAUGAAUACAAAUUGAAAAUUUUUAUCAAGAUGGCUGACAGAGCUCUAUUUACUUUGCUGUCUUAUAAAACAUGCAUUCUUCUAUAAAUUAAAGAUAAACAUUGAUUUCAGGAGGAUAAGACUCAACGUGAAGAUUUGCAGGCCCGAGUAGACAUUUUGAACUCUCUAGACAAAAAGUACACAGAACUUGGUGCAGUUUAUGACUGCAUUGUUUUUAACGAUGGAGAGAGAUGGAGGUGUGUAUGCUAAAUAUUGAUGGAGGAAUGUGCACUUGAAUAGACCAAAAUUUUCAUUUGUAAAAUAUAUAUUUAAUAACAUGAAAACAAAAUUUUUCAUUAUUUUUUUUUAAUGGUUUUUAAGAUAAUGUGAGAUUGAUUUUUUAAUUGUAGCUGCAAAUAUUCAAAUAACUGUUUCAAUAAAAUGUGUAGAAUCUGAGUUAAUGCAAAUAAGUUAGAUUCCCACUCACCCCAUCAUAUUUUAAAAACCUUUCUAUGCCAGAGGUUCCUCAUUUAUCAUAUGAUAAUAGUAAUUAUGAGAAUGUCACAUAUGAAAUGGUAAUAUUUUCCAACCAAACUUUCAGGGCAUGUAUUGACACUUCAGAAACAGGAGAUCUACAGGCGUGUAAAGUUCUUGCAAAUUAUAGAGAGUUCCAUGAAUAUGGGCAGUUUAGUCAACCUGGUAUGUAAAUACAUUAAAAUAUUUUGUUUUAAAUUAACAAAGCAUGUAAUAAUUCAAUCCUUUUUUAAAGUAAAAGCUUUAUUUGUAGUUUUAUAUAUAAAUAUUAUCUAAUGGUGUUAACAUCCAACAAAUAAUUAUAAUAAAUAUACAACAAGCUAAGUAAAUUUUUUACUAUUAUCUAUUUUUCUUGAUUGUGUUUAAGGAAACUGAUUAAAACACUAUAAAAAAUGACACAAUUUUAAAAUCAUUUUGUCUGAAAACCGGGCUGCUAUUUGCUGCUAUCAGCCAUUUCACCCCUUGUAGGUGUAUGACUUAUACAGAAUAAUUUUAGGAUUUGUUUUACAAAUCGUGCAAGGGACCAAAGGCACUGUUAUGUAUUGACCAUAAUCAUUGUUCAUGAUAUUCCUGUGUAUACUAAUGUAGCUCUGUUUACCCCCAAGAUAUGCUGACCUACUCUGUGAAUAUCUAUGAGGAUGGGAAUGUAUUGGAAAUUGUAACAAAUGCAGGUAAAUUCAGUCAGUUGUUGUACUUAAUAGAAAUUUAAAUCAUAAAUGAACUUGAAGCUAGGAACAUCUUUUCAACCCGACAUAGCUAUCCUUGGUUGGCCCUGUGAUGCAAUGGUAAGAUUGUCUGUCUCUUGACCAAGGGGGAGGGGGUACUAAUUUGUAAUGAGUUUUCCAGCUAUUGUUACAUUGCUGACUGUAAAAGAGCAAUUUUCUUACCAGAUUAUAUAAAUUUUAUUAUUUUUAGUAUAUUGUUAGAUUAUUAUCCACAUUAUGUCUUAUUGCUCAGUAUUUAUUAAAAAGUAUGACUAUGAUUUAUGGGCAUGAAAAAUAUGUAGCAUCUUUUUUCUUCAAAAGUCUGCACUCUGAAUCUUUAUUUGUCCUGCUUUAAAAUUCUUCAGGAGCCCAUGGGACUCAUGUAGCUUGUAUUGCUGCUGGAAAUUUCCCUGAAAAUCCUGAUAUGAAUGGCAUUGCUCCUGGGGCUCAAGUGAUAGGCCUCAAAAUUGGUGAUACAAGGCUUGGGUCCAUGGAGACAGGAACAGCCUUAGUUAGAGCUGUGAGUUAAGUUUUGUCCAGUAUUAUUUUUUGAAAAAGUUUUUGAAACACAUAGUCUUAACUUUAUUAAAAACCAAUGGGGCAUGAGUUACAAAUGUUUUUUUAGGAUAAAUAUUUUUUUCUCCACAAUUAUAUUGUGUACCUAAUGUUGACAGAUGAAAUACAUUAUGGACAACAAAGUGGAUCUUAUCAACUAUAGCUACGGAGAGGCUGCCCAAAUUUGUAACUCUGGGUACGAUAUUUUUUAUUUUAGUGCCAUAAUGAAUUAUUUAACAGUAAAAGUAAAGCAAAAACCAAAGUUUCAGGCCUUUUCUGUUUGACAUUAUUUUAAUAGAGUAAAUUACCAGUUUCGAUAUGACUUUUAAGCGAUUAGAUAAAUGGAUAGGUUGCCGUUUCAAUAAGAUCCUUUAUCACCUUUUACAUUCAAUAGUGCUACUUUGUUCAUAAAGGAUGCUACUGGAGUAUCUCAUAACAGCCUAUGACAUAUUUAUCUGAUUACAUAACAGCCUAUGACAUAUUUAUCUGAUUACAGCCUAUAUCUGAUUAUGAUUUUUAAUAAUUUUUGUAUUGCCCAAAUCUUUUAUUAGCCGUGUAAUCAACCUGAUAACUGAGGUAGUCAAUGAGAGAGGAGUUAUUUUUGUGUCCAGUGCCGGAAAUAAUGGACCUGCCAUUUCUACAGUGGGGACACCUGGUGGAACAACGUCAGCUGUCAUAGGCAAGGAAUGGCUAUUUGAAACAUAAUAUGUUAUCUAUUGUUAAAUUUGAAUGUAUGUUUGGUAUACAUAGAGAUUUCAGUAAUUAAAUACAUUAUUUUAUUAUGACCCAUGAUGUUUACUUUGUGAUUCUUAAAUAAUGUUUCUUGUGUUACCUGUAGCUGUCGGAGCCCACGUCACCCCUCAGAUGAUGAUGGCAGGCUACUCCAUGAGAGAGCCACUUCCAGCCAUGCACUACACAUGGUCAUCUCGAGGACCUGCGUAAGUCCACUGACAUAUUGAUUAAAUUUGGUCUGACAAGAAAUUUCUUACUGUGCUCAAAGUUAAAUAUUCAUAGAUGGUAGGAAAAUAAUUGUUCUAAAUUUAUUAACAAUUCACAUUGUUGUAUUGAAGGUAGGAAAAUUUGAGAAUGAAAGGCUGGAAAAUGAACUCUGGGCAAGACUCAGUUCCUCUUUAAAACAUGUUUACCUAUUGCGAGUUAUCAUGCAUGAGUGAGCUAGGGUUUCUGCAAUAAAUACUUAAUUGCUUAACUGUUUUUAGACUUUAAUAAAAGCUUUUGUAAACAAUUUUUUUCAAUUUUUGCUUUUAGUGCUCACUCAAAGUGAGCAAUUUAAAAAAAUUAAAUCUCUUAGGCUCAUGAGUCAUUGCUUUGUCAUUCAUGCAAGCAGAUGUAUAUUUUUUAAAAUUCCAGACAUGAUGGUGCACUUGGUGUGUGCAUCAGUGCACCAGGCGGGGCUAUAGCAUCUGUGCCAAAUUGGACCCUAAGGGGUUGUCAGCUCAUGAAUGGCACCAGCAUGAGCUCACCCAAUGCCUGUGGCUCAAUCGGUAAGACUAUGCUCGUUCAGUCAGUUUUGUACAGUUGUGCUUGCAUCUGUCGAUGUAGCAACUUUAACAAAAAUACGUCUUAUAUUUUCCUGGUUAUGGUAAUCAUAAGGUCCAGAUAGAUGAACUCAUUUUUUUUUAGAAGCAUUAAGGCAAACUGUUUAACAUUAAUCCCCUUCAUAUUUUGCAAAAACCAGAACCCAGGCCAAUAGCUAAAGUGAGACAAUUAAUUUUUCCUAAAGUUUUCAGGUUUAUCAAUGACUUUAUUUCCUACUUUAAUACCUACCACUUUCCAGCUUUAAUACUCUCUGGUUUAAAGGCUGGACAAGUCCACUUCUCACCAUUUAGUGUGAGGCGAGCCUUAGAAAAUACUGCUGCAAAAUUGGAUGAUGUAGAAGUUUUUGCUUUAGGGCAAGGACUUGUUCAGGUAAGUUAAAUACUUUUUAUGAAAGAAUUGCUAAGAACUAUUAACUUAUUCUAGUUUUUAACAAAAAAAUGUUUAUCAAAAGCUGUACACUUCAGAGCUUGUUUAGCCUUGAACAUUGCUUAAAUUAAUGGGUAGAGGAUUCAUCUCAAUAGGAAUAAUGUUCUAUAAAUUGCAUUUGAAUAUGCAUUCAAUCCUGUUCAGUAGAGCAAUUGUCUUUUUGUGGUUUGAGGGAGUUAGAAACAAAAAAUAUAAAUAAUUUAUAAUGUAGGAAAAAUAUUUAUUCCUUCUUCUUUUAUUUUUGUUUGUUUGGCUAAUGUUGUAACAGAUGCAGUGGAAUUGUUAUAUUUUACCUUUAACCCUAGUUAAGCAAAUCUUUUAGUGUUUAGCACAAAAUUAAUAUUAAUUAAAUUUAUGAUUGUAUAAUAAAAGCUCCAAAAAUAUUAGAAACCUCUGCUCUGUAAAAAAUUUUCUUAAAUUUCCUAUCAUUCUAAUAAUUAUUAUUUUGCAUUUCAAUUUACCAAUUGUUCAAGGUCGAGGCAGCUUACAACUAUUUAACCAAAAACCAGAAAAAUGUUGCAGAAAAUGUUCAGUUCACUGUGCAAUGCUCCGGGAGCAACAGGGGCAUCUAUCUCAGAGAGCUGCCACAGCUCACUAAACCAACGGAGGUCACAGUCUCUGUGGAGCCGUUGUUUGAAGAACAAACCGGUAGGCAUGUUGGUUUUAUUCUUAAAGACAUGGUAACAAAUAGGCGGAGACACACUUUUUCAUUCCUUGUCCCCUUAUAAAGAUGCGGAUACAUGGUCGAGAUUUAGUGAUGUCAUCCUUGAAAAGUUUUAAUUAUUUACCUAAGGAGGGCUGAGGUGCCAACAUCAACAUUCUUUAUGCACAAAUAUAAAAUGCAGCCCAUGCCACAUCAAACGUUUGUGUGUACCAUGAUACAAAUAGUUUUCUGGGUGGACCAUCGUACGAAUAGUUUUCAGAUUAGAAAUUCUAAAACUACUUUUAUAUCCCGUCUUUUGUAUCCAAGAUCUUAAGUUGAGGAAUUGUGUUCCUUCCCCUGAAAAGCAUUGCUCCCUAUUGUUAUUAUGGAAUAAUUGUUUAUUUGUGUUUGUUUAUAAUAAAUUGUUUCCCCUCAAUUUGUGCAGACCCAGCUACAAAGAUCUCAUUUAGUGUCAACUUCUGCCUGACCAGCACACAGUCAUGGGUUCAGUUUCCCAGCAGCUUCCUGCUCAUGAAUGCAAACAGAUCUUUCACUGUCAAAAUUGAUCCCAGGGGUCUGGCUGAAGGCAUUCAUUAUGCUGAGGUGAGAUUUCAAGUUUUUGAAAACAAGAUGAACAACAACAAAAAUGAAAACAUUUUUGGAGGUUUUAAAAAAAAUUGUUUGAUUUUUAUUAUCUAAAAUCAGUGAUUUUCAGACUGAUUGAGGCCCUUUGGGUUGGGUACAGUCAUUAAGUUAAAGCCUUCUCUUAAUGAUCUGAUAGCUGUUUUAACAUUUGUGUGUUUCACUUUUCUGAAUGAAUUAUCUAAACCCAACUAAGAUGAUAUCUACUUAUUUCAAUUUAUAUCUGAACUGUCAGAUCCGAGCAUUUGAGUCUGGCAAUGUGGAGAGGGGACCCUUAUUCCGUGUACCUGUCACAGUUAUCGUUCCAGUUCGGUGAGUACAAUUUGAGAAAAUUUAACCAACACUGAUCAUUCAUAUUUUUUGUUGUCUUUAAGAGUCACCAGUCAUGAUGUGAUUUUCACUAUCUGUGUAAUGCCAUGGUCUUAUUGACCUGUUCAGAUUAUAUUUGUAAUUAAUAAAGCAUUAAAAAAGCAGGAGCUAUGCCCCAUGGUAUGCUCAAGAGUAUACUGAAACCAAUUUUGUAGAAAAAUAAAUUUAUACACAUAUUUGGAACCCCAGACACCAUCUACUUUGAUAAUUUGAUUUGAUUGCAAUAUUGUUUCCUUUUGUUGCUAUUCACAACUUUUCUGCUUCAUCUUACAAACACACAUUUAUUUUCCAUAGUUAAUUUAGGAACUUUUCCAUACAUAUAUUAUGUUGACAGAAACAAAAGAAGGCUUUCUACCAAAACAUGUCAGUUUGUUUUUUUGUCUAACCCUAAUAGAGCAUCACACAGCAUGUUAAAAUGUAAACACAAAUCAGUUAUUGUUAAUAUCUUUAAGCUUCACCAAAAUGCCUCAUCACUUGUUACGGCUUGCGUGGUAGUUGACUAAAUGUUUCAUUUGAGCAUUAUGACCAAGCUUAUCAAAAUUUCACUCAUGUGUAAACAUUAUUUUCCCUCACCUUCAUAAUUAAUAAAUAUUGGUUUUCAUUUAAAUACAUGUGCCAUAUCUAAAAUGAUAGUGCAAGUUCAUCAACAAUUUUUAGAACAUUUAGAGUUUUAAAAUCAGAAAAUGUUUAUCUGAAUCCUGACUGGCAUUCUCAUUUUAACCACCCAAGCAUCAUAAUAAGGAAAACAGCUCCGUACACCAGUUCCUAGUCGUUUCAUCAAAACAUUUUGUUGCCAAAAACACCCAUAAGUAAAAAAUCUUUAGCUUGUGCACACAGCUUCCCACCUUGCCACAAAUGCCACCUUCAAAAGGAACAUUUGUGUCUGAAACGUCCACCCUCUGGAUUCCGUCUGUUGUUGAAGUGCUACCGCCACCAGAAGGUUGUCCCUUGCCCUGACUUUCUCUGCAACAGGUUGUUUGUGGUGGAAAUUGAUUAACAUUGAUUUCAGAUUUUUUUAUAAAGAAAAAAAAAACCAACAAAACAAAAAAACUGCAAUUGAGUGUUACUUGUUAAUUUAAGUUCUGAUUCUGAAACUAGACCAUGAUUGAGAUUUUAACCAUUAGCAGUUGUAUUUUUAUAUGGUUGUAUUUCAUUGCAUUAAUUUUAAAAUUAUUUUGUCUUCUUGAAGAAGCAUGGAUAUUGUUUUUUUCCCCUCACAUAAUUUUCCUGUUUAAUGCAAAAAAUAAAUGCAAGAUGCAAUGUUGACUAUUCCUUAAACACAUCCGCCACCUUCUACUUGACCUGCACACAGUCUUGGGUUCAGUCCUUUUCCAGUACACGUCAGGACCAAUAAUUUAAAGACAUUCUUAUCAUUGCUCUUUACUCAUCCAUCACUUAUACAUAGAUCUAUUAAAAUAAUAUCAAUCCAUUUCCUCUCAAGCUAUACAAAAUAUACACACAAAAAGGGAGAAAAAAAAAGGUCUGCUCCUACCAAAAUACGGCUGUUUCUGUUGUUUUUUAGGACUAAAAGAACACAAAGUCUUACAAAUAAUUGAUAUUUCUUGCGUCCACACAUUACUUUAAAAAAAUGAUGUAUCACUUAAUUAAUUAAAGACGUUUUUCCUUUUUAGAGGAAUUAAUGUUGGUUUAACACAAUUACUUUGAUUUUCAUCAAAGCUAUUCUCUUUUUUCAUGUAAUCUCCCUAGAACACACAUUUCUAUCAUGGAUCUGCUGACAUGUGCCACCUUCAAUUUAAAAAUAAAUUCCUAUAUGUCAAUUUUCAGGUUGGUGGACUUGACCAACUUUUCUAUCUCAACCUUGGGGCUAAACUUCAAACCCGGCCAGAUACACAGAAGAUUCAUACAUGUGCCAUAUGGCGCAUCAUAUGCUGGUAAACAAAUUUUAAUUAAGGACUCCUUCUCAACAAAACAGAAAUUAGUGACUAUAAAAAAUUAAAAUGUUAAUUUAUUAAAUGCGGAUUUAGUUUACCUAUCAUGGCAGUUGUAAAACCUAACCUUUUAUGAUCAAACUGAAAUUUUAAUUCAGUGUUGUUACUUAAACAGCAGAGGAACAGCCACGUGGUUGGGUUCAAAUAUUUCCUUUCUGGUUUCAGUCAGAAAAGACAACUAUCUGAAAUUGCUAGUUGAAAGAUUUUAAACAAAAACGUUGAAAAAUAUAAAUUUGUGACAUUAUUUAUUAGUUGCAAAUAUUAAACAUACCCUGUAUUACAUCAUAUCAGAAUCCAGGUUGAAAAAUUUCCAACGGGAGCAGUUCUGAUAAGGCUAAGAAGAACCUAAAACUAAAAUAACUUUAAUCUCCCCAAAAAUGUUUGCCUUGAAAUUAGAGAACUGUUCAGUUUCCCCAUCAUAAACUAGUCUUAUAGCCAAAAUUCUGAAAUGUUAUCUCCACGCCUUCACAUUGUUACUAAUUAAAUGCAUUAAAAAUAUAUAUCACACAAUGUAAUCUCAAUGUAAUUUCAACCUUGUUCUCAGUUUUAAAAAUUACUUCAUUGGACGUUGAGAAAAGUGGACGUUUCCUGAUUCAUACACUUCAGAUUUCACCCCAGACAGCAUACAAGGAUCACGAGUUUUCAAAGUUUGUCACCAUCAGUGAGAGAGGGGAAGGCUCUUAUGCUUUUUCUGUUUUAGUAAGUCACUCUCCUGGAUACGACCCUCUAAAACCUUUGGAUCACUUGAUUCUCUCCCCAGUUUCUAUUUUUUUGGUUGCAUUUAUAAUUUAUAACCUCUUCUGAGAAAGAAUAAAGAUUUCUUUUGUUAAAUUAUUAUUUUAAACAAACAUAACAAUGUUUAAUUUUCUUAUUGUUUCAACAUUUAGAAAAUUUACCCCAAACUUUUUCUUGUCAUGUAGAGAAAUUAUUAAAAGACAUGAGAUUUGAAUUUUCAGUUAUUAUUUCAUAUCACAUAUUUCAGUCCGGCUGUUAAAUCAGAUACAUAAGUAGCUUUGUGCAUAAUCUUGGUUUUUCAUUCAUUUAUCAUUGCAUCCCUCCCUUAUGACAUACUUUUCUUUUAAAUCUCACCCUCCUUUGCCCGUUUAUCUCAUGUUUUCUGCUGGGUUGUUUAUUACCACAGGGUGACUGUACAUUAGAACUGUGCGUGGCAAAAUGGUGGGCCAACCUCGGAGAUGUAUCACUGGAUAUAACUUUGUCAUUUUAUGGUGCACAGCUGGAACAUGGCUUACCUGUGAUGGUAUGUGGUGCAUUGGGAUCAAUGUUAACUCUAAGCCAUGCCAAGGAGCUCAGCUAUACAAUUGAUAAACUAUUAAUAGAUUUGUAAUUGUCAACCCACAGUUUGCACAAGAUACCCUAGACUUUUUUUUUGUUAAAAUGGUUGCUUAUUUUUAAAAUGCUAACCUGUCAUUGGUUUUUUAUUGAUUUAUUUUAUAGCAUGGUGGUGAAGGGAUUACCAGAUUUGAUAUUAUUUCACCAUUACGCACUGAAGAUCUCAACCCCAGUCUUUCAUUGAAGUCAGUGGUUUGUCCCUUGAGGUAAGAUAACCAGAUAAGGCUUAGGCGUACAUAAAGAUGCAUAUAUCUUGAUUUUAGAUAAAAGUGUUGUAAUGAGGCGGGGGCCCUAAUACUAGGCUGUAUUUAGACUUCGGUGAUGAGGUGGGGGCCCUAAAACUAGUCUGUAUUUAGACUUUGGUGCAGUGGGAAUUUUAUAAGUGCAUACUGAUUCAUUAUUGUCUUUUUUCCUCCCACUAAAAAUAUCUUUUUCCUCCCACUAAAAUAACUAAAUUAGGGGCAAGGCAACUAUUCUAGGAAGUAUGUAUACUGAUAGCAAAAAUAUCUCAACCAUCAAAUUUAAAAGACAGUAGCCAAUUACAUAAAGGACAAAAUGGAUAUAAAAUAAUGGGUAUAAAAUAAUGUCUAAACUGCUCAAUUCUCAAUGUAAAAUAACAUUUGUGUUAAAUGCUCAGUUCUAAAUGUAAAAUAACUGUUAUAUGCUUAAUUCUUAAGAGAAAAUAAGACUUUACAAUAAAUAGUUUAUUAAAAGGUAAUACAAUUUUUAUUUGCACAUUAAUUGGUUUAAAGUAAAAAAUUAUCUCAUUUCUACCUCCUAAAUGCUUGUGAAGUAAAAAGGCUGGGGCUAUAGUAGGAUGUUUUGUUAUUUUGCAGGCCAACAGAUCACAAGUUAAGAUGUUUGUCAACAGAAAGAGACCAGCUGAAGGAUGGCCGGCAAGUUCAUGCCAUUGAACUAACUUACUCAUUUCAUUUGGUGAGUAAAGGCAGUAGACUUUGACUUAAAGCAGCUGUUCUAAUUAAUAGAUUUAAAAUAAAACAUGAGCACUAAGACAUAUUUGAACUGUUAAGGCAGCUUUAAUAUAAAUAUCCCCCCCCCCCCUCCUCUUUUUUGUGUUUUGUUUUGUUUUGUAAAGUAGCAACAAAUCGAGCAAUAUAAAUGUUUCACAAUUUUGUAAGCUGGACCCAGGUGGAUUUCAAUUACUGAACCGUAUGCCACCAAGUAAAUAAGGGUCAGCCAUUUUCAGUAUAAUAUUUUUUUAAAAAUAUAUUGUUUUUUCUUGUUUUCUUUUGACAAGAAGCAAAUUACAUUAGAAAGAACGAUUUAUACAUAAUUAGAAUCUUGUAUGUUCAUCUUCAUCAUUUAUUCCUGAGAACCUGUUCACCUUUAAUAACUUCUUGCAUCUCAAUUCAUGGACAUUAUCCAUAUCUUUCAUUCAUGACGGUAUGGGGACAAUAUAUUUAACUUAGUGAUACAUUUAGCUCCCCAAAAAGCUACAUGGAUCAGCAAACCGCAGACAUCUGCACUCAAAUAUCAUUGUCGCCUUUUAUGUUAUUGUGCAUUUUCAAUUUUAGCCUAAAGCAACAGAAGUAACCCCAGACUGUGCCUUGCUCAGCGACAUGCUGUACACGUCAGAGUUUGAAAGCCAGAUGUGGAUCAUAUACGAUACCAACAAGCAGUUCAUUGCUGCUGGAGAUGCUUAUCCCAGCCGGGUGAGAUGAUUCACCUUACUUUGCUAGCCCAUAAGAAUCAUUACAAUUAACUUCUUAAUCUUGUUUGUACAAAUCAAGUCUUUUUAAUCACUUAGGUCCAAGCUUUUAUUAGUUUCCUAUUCCUUCAAAAUGUGAUGUUGAGAAUUUUUUUAAACAUAAAAGCAUUUAAAUAUUUGAUUAAAGUAGUAUCUUUAAAAACAUUUUUUUUUUAUGACAAAAAGAGCUAGAUAUCUAAAUUUAAAUUUUAAUCAUUUUGUCUUUUUUUAUCAAAAUUUAAAGAUGUUUUAAUUUAUCCUAGUCAUUUGACAUUCAUUGUUUGACUUCAGGACUAUUUCCUCAUUGUUUUGUUUUCAGUACGUAACCAAGCUGGAGAAGAAUGAUUUCAUAAUCCUCUUGCAAGUCCGUCAUGAGAAGCGGGAGAUGCUCGAGAAGCUGAAGGAUGUGAUUCUUCUGGUCAAGAUGAAGCUUUCAUCCCCCUUGAAUCUUGACCUUUACCCCACCUGGCAAGCCGCUGUGACUGGGGGCAAGAAACUGGGCGCGCUCACCAUACAUAAGGGUCUGAGACAGCCCAUGUUUGUAACACAUUUACCUGAAGAUAAGUAAGUGUUGGUGUUAGUCUUUGAAUUUAACUCUAAAGAAGAUGUAGUUUAAAGUAAACAGAGUCACAUUCAGGGUAGUUAACAUAGCGUAACUUAAUAAAUGAUCUCACAACCUAUAAGGCAUUGAAAGUAGAGAUUCAUUUUGAAAAUCUAAAUGGCUAUUGACAACCACCUGACUUGUUUCCUCCAACCCUCGAACAGACUGCCUAAAGGCUGUGGACCAGGUUGGUAUUUUACUGGUCACCUCACACUUGCUAAAGAUGAACCAGGGAAAACAAAGGUGAGUCUUCACAUGAUUACCACUGGCAUAGAAAGGGGAGCUUUUUUACAGAUCCAUCGGGGAUUGCAAGAUCCCUUAAGCUUAUCUUUUUGUAUAUGUCAUUGGUACCUUUAUAAAUCUAAAGGAGUUUUUUUUUUUUCUUUUUAAGUCCUGGGGGGUACUGUUGUGUUUUUAACAUUAUUGAGUGAUUUCUUGUUUAAAUUGUGAAAAGAAUUACUAAUACAUGUGUGAAAAGUUUUAAAAUUGCUAAAAAAUUUAUUUCCUGCCAUUUAUUAGUUUUCAAAUUUAAAAAAAAAAUCUUUUCAUAUUUGUUAUUGUGUCUGACUUAACAAUUAAUUACCCCUGGUCCUACCACCUUCCUGUGUUGUAACGUAUCUAAAUUACAGUGUACUGAAACUUGUUGCAUGUUUAAGACCCAGUCCUUUAGGCCAAUGACAACUGAUCCAAUCUUUCAGAGUGGAUCAAGGUUCAAGUAUUUUGUCUCUGAGUCAGCCUCAAAGGGUAAAGGUAAUGGGAAGAGAAAGGAGAAAGAAAGCAGCAAAGAUAAAGAUGCAGGCAAGGAGUCCUCUGGAAAAUUCUCAGUUGAAAGUAUGAAUGAUGCCAUCAGAGAUCUCAAAAUCUCAUGGAUUUCAAAGUUGGUACCAAAGUGCAAAGAUUUAAAUUUUGGACCUCUAAGUAUUAUAAGUAGAAUUUAUUUUAAAUCUUAAAUUGAAACAUUCACUGAGGUCUUGCAUUUUAUAAGUUAUUUGUUACAGCAGUAAUUUAUAUAACAUUAAGAAAAAUAAUUUAAAAAAUAGAAGUUUUUGCUCAUUUUUGUUUUACAUUUCUUUACCGUACUUCUCAAUUCCAUGGUUUUUUUUUCUCAUUGAUUUACAAUAUGAAAAUUACACUGCUUUAGAUAUACUUAAUUCUGUUAAUAUAGAGUCAUUCAAUUGUACAUUAUUUGUUUCUGUGAAUGUACAGUCAUACAGCUGUACAUUAUUUGUAUGAAAAAAUACAACUAAACUCAUAUAGCAGUUAUAACACAUAAUAGUUUCAAUUCUUAAUAAAUAUUUACUGCAUUGCAAAAUUUAGCAUUGCCAGUCUUUAUUUUGUAAAAUUCCUAAUUCACUCAUUAUCAGUUAAUGAUAAAUUUCCUGAUUUUAUUUUCUGUCGCUACUUAAAAAUAUCAUAGUACAGAUCUUUUUUUUUCUUUUGAGCUACACAAUAUUCAAGUGUUUUUUGUAUUUUUUUAUAAUGUAUCAAUUUGAAUUCUCCAGGCCACCUUUAUCAGCCACUCAAACUGUCUAUGAUGAGCUGAGAAAAGAAUUCCCUACACAUGUACCUGUGUUGAUAUCCAGGAUGAAUGCACUGGAAGCUGUGGAUGUUGUAAGUUCUCUGCCGAGUCUGUGUAAACAAACUUUAAACAGUAUAGUUUCAUAGGUCAUGUUAUGAGCUCUGUUUUGAACACAUACAGUUUGGGGUUUUGAAAUACAUUUAUAUUGGCAGAGGAAAAAAAAACUUUAAAUAAAAUAUAUAUAAUUGAAAUAGAAUCUAAUACAUGUUCAAAGACAUUGCAGACACAUAAUAUGUGGGGGACUGGGUGAGAACAUUCUAAUCUUGGCAUUGUGCACUAUGAACAAUAAACUAGGGUCUUUACUUAUCAAGUAAUUAUCCACUAUUCCAAGUGAGCUCGAUAUGGCUGAAUUGGGCUCCUCAUUUUGUAUUGAAUUUUUUUUUUCCUUUGGUCAAUUCUGCAUUUUUAUACCUUUUAUUUUAAAAUUACACUAAUCUUCAAAAUGUAAUUUAAAUACUACAUGUAAUAUUCCCUUGUUUAAAAUAAACUUUAAAGAAUCUAUGAAUUUCUUUCGUUUCCAAUUCAAAUUCUUCCACAUUAUUGUUAAUAUUUAUUGCUUAUAUAUUUCCCAUUGUUAUCUCAUACUUUUCAGAAUAACAUCGAGAAUUUAAAAGAGAUAAUUGCUUUAGGAAAUGAAGCUCUCACAUUAAUAGAUACAGAAGGUCUGCUGGGAUACUUUGGCAUGAAGACAGACACCAGGGCCGACUCAGCCACUAUCAAGAGGUAAGCAAGGUGUCUUUAUGUAGCACUCAUAGACUUGAUCUAUUAAUGUAGAAGUGAGGCUUGCAAACAGAGAAGGAGGGUACAAAAUUUAGCUGCACUAACUAUAAAAGAGUUAUAAUUAAAAAAUGUAACAGAAUUAAAAAAUAUAACAGUUGAUAUUCAUAUAUAGAUGGUCUCUCCCCCCCCCCCCCCCUCCCCCCCACUAUGAUUGAAUGUUCAGUUAAAUUCAUAUUUAUAAAUGCAUAAUAUAAUUAUGACGCUAAAAGAUAUUAUUGAGUUUAUAACUUUCAUUUGUUAUAGUUGUUCAGUACCAUACCUUUCCACAAGUUAUUUUUCGGUUGUCAUUUUUUUUUCUGAUAUAUUAAAUAAUCAGUGCAGUUGAUUUUAAAGUCUCAAGAUUUGGCCUCUUUGUUAAACAAUUCUUGCUAUUUUGGCCUUAUGCCUAAAUUUGUGCAGGUUAUUAAAUUUUCUGCCUUACUUCAGUUGGCUUUUAAGGUUUUGUAUUUUCAUUCCCUUCCUUUUUUUUUGUUUUGUUAUGACAUUUAACUUUAUUUACAUUACUGAAAAUUCAUUUCAAUUUGAAAUUUAAAAGUCUGUUAAGAUAUAUGUUUGUAUUCAUUCAUCACUUUUUUUUUUUACAUUUUAAAAAUUGAUUUUUAUUUUAUAAUAUUACACUAUAAAAGUUUUCAUAGGCCUAUUCAUUUAAACAUUUUUCCACUUACGAAACAAUUUCAUCAAUUUGUUUGUAAUGUUUGUAACAUCACAAACGGUUGUGCCUUGGCUGGACACAAAAUGUUUUUAUCAUUAAACUUUCAUUUGUAAAAUUAAAUUUAAUGACUUCUAAAGUCACAGUGACCACAAAUAACAAGUAGAUUAUUUUUGUAAAGCAUUCAUUCAAGAUUGUGAGUAAGCAAAUUUUCGUUAAAAACAUUUAUAUUUAGAGAACUAAUGUCACUGCACAUUUUGAUUGCCCAGAUUUGGUGAAAUUUUGUUAAAAAUCUUUUGUGUUGCUAUAAAGAUAACUGAUUGGAAUGUUUAAAUAUACAUUUUUUUUAAUGUUUAAAAAAAAGCACAAUACAAAGAAAACCAGUGAUGGCUCUUUUUCUUACAAUGAACAAUUUCUUACAUCUAUUACCAGUAAAAUAAUUUUAGUGCUUUACAUUUGUUCCACAUAUAUUCUACUUUAAUGUCAGUCAUUGUAUUUUUUUUCAUUUUGGUGUUUUUUUGUUGUUUUUUUGUGUUCAGUGCAUGUUUGUUUGCUAGCAAAAAAAAUAACAGAUGUAGAUUAAAAAUAGAGAAAAGUAAUUUUAUUAAGAAAAAUGAAAGAUAGCAAAAUUAAUUUGUAUCUUAGAAACUGAUGCUCUGUAUUCCUUUGUUCAUCUCCUGUAGGUAGGUUAUCAAAUAUCAUGCAGACGUUAUAAAUAGUAUUUAUUAUUUUGGAAUUAACUUCUGUAGGUGCGGAACUAAAUAUUGGCUUUCAAAGAAUUCAUCACAAAAAGAUUGCCAUUGAAAAAUGAACCACUGUUCAGUAUAUUUUAUUUAAAGUUUUUAUUAAAGUUGCAGAUUAAAGAUUUUUACUGAGUUUUAAAUAAAAUAAAACUAAUUUAAAAAAAAAAUAUUUUCCUUAGUCUUACCUUUUGUAUCAUAGUCAAAAACAUUGUUACACAGUUUUAAUUCUCUUUUUUAAAUUUUUUAUUCUAAGCUCUCUAAAGGCAUUUGACUUCUACGUCUACUAAAUUCUAGUGUUAAUAAAAAUUAAUUUUCCCUAAUAUUCUCUACUGCUAAAGAUGAUAUCCACAAAUCUAACUUAAAAUAUGUAAAAUAAAAUUGUAUAAAUACUACAUUGAUAAAAUAAAUGUUAAAAAUAAUAAUAUAAUAUUGGAAAUAAUAAUUGCUGACAAAGAAUUAGUGUAAAUGGUUUUCCAAUGAAAUUACACCAAAAAUUUAUUGGAUCCCAUUAAAAAUAUUGUGUUUCCCUUUUGCAGUGACAUGGAGAAGAAAAAAAACUGGCUCAUCGACACCUUAGUUAAAGUUGGUGUGGCUCAGGCUGACAUCAUUUUACAGAAACGGUCAGCAGGAGAUGGGCAGGGUGAUAUCACAGCAGAGGAUGUCAACAAAACAUUCAGUGAACUCAGCAAGUGGACCGAUGUGUCUGAAAACAAAGUAGGGGCAUUUGGAUGACCGGCCGCUUAAUAUGUUUAAUGUUCUUAAUCUUUGUUUAAUGUGCCUAAAAUUUAUGUUGUUACAAAAUUUACAUAAUUAGGCCUUUUGUAUGCAGCUAUCAUAUUAUUUUUCAUUAUCAAGCAGAUCCUUUUUAAAUUCAUACUAAAUUAUGAAAUGUGCUUUAUAAUGUCUUAGAAAAUACCAAUUUUUUAAAUUAGAUUUUGGGAAGGAGGUGUAGCUAUAUAUUGGGAAAAGUAAGAUUAAGUGUUAGAAAAUUGUAUUAUUAGGGGCUCAAUCAUACUAUGCCAGUUAUUCCUUCUGGCUUGAAAUGAAAUCUAGAAUAGUUCAAACAGAAUUGAUACCUAGUCAGACUAGUGUUUUUUUCUAAUGAACAAGACAAAAAAAGUUAAGGGGCCCACUAACACAAGAAAUUAACUAAUGCCUAUUUCAGCAAACUUUCCCCUUUGCUUGGCGGCAUGCCUCUGUCAUGCUACACUUCGGGAGGGCUCUAAAGAUGAUCAUGAAACAACAAGAAGAGAAACACACGA